Molecule: messenger RNA, 795 nt
Organism: Rodentolepis nana
Lineage: Eukaryota; Metazoa; Platyhelminthes; Cestoda; Cyclophyllidea; Hymenolepididae
Source: the annotation of a GenBank genome assembly
AUGCGAGAAGGCAAGAUGGAGCGAUUGCAGAGGAAGGUGCGAAAGAGGAUGCAACUAAACCGAAUUUGUUGGCUCAAUCUUGCCCAAUACCACGCCAUUCGACUUGCCAUUGAAUCCAGAUCCCCGGAGGAAAUGAUAUGCACCCUUGGAGUGUACAAUUAUAUUACAAAAUUCAUCACCAAGCUUUCAUAUCGAAAUGUGAAUGAUGGCCCACUUGUGAAGGUUCUGAUGUGCGGAGUGAAUUUGACCCCUAAAUUGACAGAAAAAUUGAACAAAACCGUUGGCAAUGCUUUUGAAGAAAACGCUAUUAUGAAAUCGUAUAUGCGAGUUGUCAUUGGAGUGAAUGUAUCCUUUGCAGAACUUAUUAACAGUCCAAGAAGUAUACCCGAACCAGAUGUCUUUAUCUUUGUGAGCAAUAUGUCCGAAGACUUUGGUGGUUGGGGAGGAGAGAGAGCCUUUUUCAGGGAAGCUACAAGCUACUUCCUGAAUGUCCACAUGCCACAUUGUGUUUUUGUCCUCGAUGCAAAGAUCGGCGCCAACUUCGAACGCCUCAUCAAACUCUUUCGCAAGUUUGUUCCCUCCGCGGCGAGAUGCUACCAGCCGUGUUUACAAAAUAAAACUCACUUCAAGGUCUGGCAACUGCGUCGGAAAGAGGGUGUCUUUGCGAACCUGGUCAAAAUUCUCAUUGAAGCCUUUUCUGUUUGCUACUUCAGGAAAGUGGGGGAUAGGUUGUUUAUCUACUGGCCCGCUCCGGAUAUACCAGAACAAAAUACCACGCCGGCCAAUCAGAGUUGA